This is a messenger RNA of Erinaceus europaeus (western European hedgehog), 8305 nucleotides long. It is a transcript of the gene CLASP1, whose product is annotated as cytoplasmic linker associated protein 1. The transcript has 40 exons. Lineage: Eukaryota; Metazoa; Chordata; Mammalia; Eulipotyphla; Erinaceidae. The coding region runs from base 430 to 5016 and encodes 1528 amino acids. Gene Ontology annotation, molecular function: microtubule binding; kinetochore binding. The record is from RefSeq and is a predicted model, not a curated record. Gene Ontology annotation, biological process: mitotic spindle assembly. Gene Ontology annotation, cellular component: mitotic spindle; cytoplasmic microtubule; microtubule organizing center.
GGGGGGAAGAAGGGAGCGCGUCUUGCGCAGGCGCACUACGUUUCUAUUUUUUUUUUUUUAAUCCCGCACCGAGAGCUUAACCUCAUUGGGGUGGAGGAGAAGGCGGCGGCCGGCUGGUCCGCUGCGGCAACAGUAGCGAGUCAGGCGGCGAACGGACUGCUGAAUUAUGAAGUGUUUCAGAACCAGUAGUGGAACAGCACUCUGCCUCUCACCCCUUUAUCUCCAACUAGUUAUUUAAAUUGGACUUUUAAUAUCCUACCAGCUGCUCUUCAGACACACAUGCUGCAUUGUUGCCAUUCCCCAGAUUGCAUCUUUGAAACUCAGACUUUGAGUAACCUUCUGCGAACAAAGAGGCCACCCCCUGGGCGCAUCUGCCGGGAGGGCGUCACCCCGAGUGCCCUCUAGCUCUUGCUGGCUCUGGAUUCCGCCAUGGAGACUCGCAUGGAGUCCUACCUGGCACAGGUGCUGCAGAAGGAUGUGGGGAAGCGACUGCAAGUUGGCCAGGAGCUUAUAGAUUAUUUCUCAGACAAGCAGAAAUCUGCAGACCUUGAGCAUGACCAGACCAUGCUAGACAAGUUUGUGGAUGGCCUCGCUACCUCGUGGGUGAACUCUAGCAAUUACAAGGUGGCCCUGCUGGGCAUGGACAUCCUAUCGGCGCUGGUCACCCGGUUGCAAGAUCGGUUCAAGGCGCAGAUCGGCACAGUGCUGCCAAGUUUGAUAGACAGGUUGGGAGAUGCUAAGGACUCUGUGAGGGAACAAGACCAGACCCUGCUGCUGAAGAUCAUGGAUCAGGCUGCUACCCCUCAGUACGUGUGGGAUCGGAUGCUAGGAGGCUUCAAGCACAAGAAUUUCCGCACACGGGAAGGCACGUGUCUCUGCCUUGUUGCCACACUCAACGCCUCUGGAGCACAUACUUUAACACUAAACAAGAUCGUGCCACAUAUAUGUAAUUUACUUGGAGAUCCCAACAGUCAGGUUCGCGAUGCAGCAAUAAACAGCUUAGUGGAAAUUUACAGACACGUAGGAGAACGUGUGAGGGCAGAUCUCAGUAAAAAAGGAUUGCCACAAUCGCGGUUGAAUGUAAUUUUUACCAAAUUUGAUGAAGUCCAAAAAUCUGGGAACAUGAUACAGUCUGCAAAUGAUAAAAAUUUUGAUGACGAAGAUUCUGUAGAUAGUAACAGACCUUCCUCUGCCAGUUCUACAUCAUCCAAGGCUCCACCGAGCUCACGGAGAAACGUGGGGAUGGGGACCAGCCGCCGGCUUGGCUCGUCUACUCUUGGAUCCAAGUCUUCAGCUGCAAAAGAAGGUGGAGCAGGUGCUGUCGAUGAAGAGGAUUUCAUCAAAGCCUUUGACGAUGUGCCUGUAGUGCAGAUUUACUCCAGUCGAGACCUUGAGGAGUCCAUUAACAAGAUUAGGGAAAUUCUAUCUGAUGACAAGCAUGAUUGGGAGCAAAGAGUAAAUGCUCUUAAAAAGAUUAGAUCUUUACUUUUGGCUGGUGCUGCCGAGUACGAUAACUUCUUUCAACACUUGCGUCUUCUGGACGGAGCCUUUAAACUAUCUGCUAAGGAUCUGCGGUCUCAGGUAGUGCGGGAAGCUUGUAUCACAUUAGGGCAUCUGUCAUCAGUUCUGGGGAAUAAGUUUGACCAUGGAGCUGAAGCCAUUAUGCCAACUAUCUUUAAUCUAAUUCCAAACAGUGCCAAAAUUAUGGCCACUUCCGGUGUUGUAGCUGUUAGGUUAAUCAUUCGGCACACACAUAUUCCUAGGCUAAUACCUGUCAUUACAAGCAACUGUACCUCUAAGUCUGUUGCCGUUAGAAGACGCUGUUUUGAAUUUUUAGAUUUACUUUUACAAGAAUGGCAGACACAUUCACUGGAAAGACACAUAUCAGUAUUGGCUGAGACAAUAAAGAAGGGGAUACAUGACGCGGACUCUGAAGCCAGGAUAGAAGCCAGAAAGUGUUACUGGGGCUUCCACAGUCACUUCAGCAGGGAGGCAGAGCACUUGUACCACACCUUGGAAUCCUCCUACCAGAAAGCCCUGCAGUCCCACUUGAAGAACUCUGACAGCAUUGUUUCUCUCCCGCAAUCUGAUCGCUCAUCAUCUAGCUCCCAGGAGAGUCUGAAUCGGCCACUCUCUGCCAAAAGGAGUCCUACUGGAAGUGCGACCUCUCGAGGUUCCACAGUCAGCACCAAAUCUGUGUCAACGACAGGAUCCCUCCAGCGUUCUCGAAGUGACAUUGACGUGAAUGCGGCCGCCAAUGCCAAAUCCAAAGUCUCCUCAGCAGCUGGAUCCACACCGUUCAGCUCCGCAGCAGCAUUGCCUCCAGGCUCAUAUGCAUCCUUAGGUCGGAUCCGCACACGACGGCAAAGCUCCGGGAGUACCACGAACGUGUCCACACCUGAUAACAGAGGCCGCAGUCGUGCGAAAGUGGUUUCCCAGUCCCAGCGAUCCAGAUCUGCUAAUCCUGCGGGUGCUGGCAGUCGGUCAAGUUCCCCAGGGAAGUUGUUGGGAAGUGGUUAUAGUGGCCUUGCUGGGGGUUCCUCGAGAGGCCCGCCCACAACACCCUCCUCUGAAAAACGCAGCAAGAUUCCCAGGAGCCAGGGUUGCAGCCGGGAAACGAGUCCAAACCGGAUAGGACUAGCACGGAGCAGCCGUAUCCCUCGACCCAGCAUGAGUCAGGGGUGCAGCCGCGAUACCAGCCGUGAGAGCAGCCGCGAUACAAGCCCUGCUCGGGGCUUCCCUCCGCUUGCCUCUCGACGUCAUUCCAGGUCCACUAGUGCUCUCUCCACUGCUGAAUCUGUUGGGCAGUCAGACCGAUUCGGGCUUGGCCAGGCGGGAAGAAUCCCUGGUUCUGUGAAUGCCAUGAGAGUUUUGAGCACAAGCACAGACCUAGAAGCAGCCGUUGCUGACGCUCUGCUGUUAGGAGACUCCAGGAGCAAGAAGAAGCCUGUACGGAGGAGAUAUGAGCCAUACGGGAUGUAUUCCGAUGAUGAUGCCAACAGCGAUGCCUCCAGUGUUUGCUCUGAGCGCUCCUUUGGCUCCAGGAAUGGCGGCAUUCCCCAUUACCUGCGGCAGACUGAGGAUGUAGCAGAAGUGCUGAAUCACUGUGCUAGCUCAAACUGGUCAGAAAGGAAAGAAGGGCUUCUAGGCCUGCAGAACUUACUGAAGAGCCAAAGAACACUAAGCCGAGUAGAAUUGAAAAGAUUGUGUGAGAUCUUUACCCGAAUGUUUGCUGACCCUCAUAGCAAGGUCUUCAGUAUGUUUUUGGAGACUCUUGUCGAUUUUAUAAUAAUUCACAAGGACGACUUGCAAGACUGGCUUUUUGUCCUUCUCACACAGUUGCUUAAGAAGAUGGGGGCAGACUUACUGGGCUCUGUGCAGGCGAAAGUUCAGAAGGCUCUAGAUGUCACACGGGACUCCUUUCCAUUUGAUCAACAAUUUAAUAUUUUGAUGAGAUUUAUUGUGGAUCAAACUCAAACUCCUAACCUCAAGGUCAAAGUUGCAAUCCUGAAAUACAUUGAGUCUCUUGCUAGGCAGAUGGAUCCAACAGAUUUUGUGAACUCUAGUGAGACAAGACUUGCUGUUUCUAGAAUUAUAACCUGGACAACAGAACCAAAGAGCUCAGAUGUGAGAAAGGCAGCACAAGUUGUGCUCAUCUCUCUGUUUGAACUGAACACUCCUGAAUUUACCAUGCUACUUGGUGCCUUGCCAAAAACAUUCCAGGAUGGUGCCACCAAACUCCUGCAUAACCACCUCAAGAAUUCUAGUAGCACUAGUGUGGGCUCUCCGAGCAAUACAAUUGGCCGAACUCCCUCCCGACACACCAGCAGCAGGACCAGCCCCCUGACCUCACCUACCAACUGUUCCCAUGGGGGCCUGUCUCCAAGCAUGCUGGACUAUGAUACAGAGAACCUGAACUCUGAAGAAAUUUAUAGUUCUUUGCGAGGAGUUACAGAAGCCAUUGAAAAAUUUAGUUUUCGAAGCCAAGAGGAUCUGAAUGAGCCAAUUAAGCGAGAUGGCAAAAAGGACUGUGACAUUGUGUCCCGAGACGGAAGCAUUGCCUCCCCUGCCACCGACGGCCGGGGAGGCAGUGACGUGGUGGAAGGAGGCAGAACAGCUCUGGACAACAAGACCUCCCUGCUCAACACCCAGCCUCCACGUGCCUUCCCUGGACCGCGGGCACGAGAGUACAAUCCCUACCCCUACUCAGAUACCAUCAACACCUACGACAAGACGGCAUUGAAGGAAGCCGUGUUUGACGACGACAUGGACCAGCUUCGAGAUGUGCCCAUUGACCACUCUGACUUGGUGGCUGACCUUCUGAAAGAGCUGUCCAACCACAAUGAGCGGGUGGAGGAACGGAAAGGCGCCCUGCUGGAGCUGCUCAAGAUCACCCGGGAAGAUAGCCUGGGCGUCUGGGAAGAGCACUUCAAGACCAUUCUGCUCCUGCUGCUAGAGACGCUUGGAGACAAAGAUCAUUCCAUCCGAGCGCUGGCAUUGAGGGUAUUACGAGAAAUUCUCAGAAACCAGCCGGCCAGAUUCAAAAACUAUGCUGAGUUGACGAUCAUGAAGACUCUGGAAGCCCACAAAGAUUCUCACAAAGAGGUGGUACGAGCAGCUGAGGAGGCUGCGUCCACCCUCGCCAGCUCUAUCCACCCAGAGCAGUGCAUCAAAGUGCUCUGCCCCAUCAUCCAGACCGCAGACUACCCCAUCAACCUCGCUGCCAUCAAGAUGCAGACCAAAGUCGUGGAGAGGAUCGCCAAGGAGUCCUUGCUGCAGCUGCUCGCCGACAUCAUCCCAGGCUUGCUACAGGGUUAUGACAACACCGAAAGUAGUGUGCGUAAGGCCAGCGUGUUUUGCUUAGUGGCGAUUUAUUCCGUAAUCGGAGAAGAGCUGAAACCUCACCUCGCACAGCUCACAGGGAGUAAGAUGAAGCUACUAAACUUAUAUAUCAAGAGGGCCCAAACCACCAACAGCAAUAGCAGCAGCUCCUCCGAUGUGUCUACGCACAGCUAAUGGCAACGCCAGAGUCUCUUUGUGUAGCCUGAGUAGAAGCAAUCGGUGGUGCCUCUCAGAGACCUUCCUACCCUCCCUGCUUCACCGGCUGCCCAGUCAGUACAAGGAGGCCCACAGCUAUUUAUUACAAUCAGUAUUUUGGUCCCUUUCAGCUUUUGUGUAGGCUAUUACUGGUAUUGAAUGUAAAGGAAGCAAGGCCUGUAUUGCAAUCAUCAAACAGAACAAAAGGAAUCAGAAAGAGCCAACUUAGACAUGUCUUAUGCAGCCUGCUGCGAUACCAGACCAUGUGUGGGGGCAGUUUUUAAAACCCAGAACCCAAGAGCUCUUUAGGCAGUACUUGGUAGAAAAUAGCGUUCUCCCCUCAGUUACUAAUGUACUUGAGGAGAGUGUGUUAAUUUUUGUUUCUCUUGAAUCCUAGCUGAUUUUCUUACAGAUAGGACAGAACCCUCCCCUCCCCCACCCCCAUCCCUGCCCCCCUCACACUAACACAGUGAAAGGUUGUGUAUCUGUCAAGUUGUAUUUUGAGAUAUACUAAAUUUGUGAGUCAAGUCUUGAUGAGAAAUGGAGAAAAGCCUUAAGAUGGCCUAUGAGCAAACAAUUGAGAUUUUGCUUCUAAGUUGAGCCUGGAAUGCCUGCAGGCUUAGUUUAGAACCCUCUACCCCCCCACACACACCCUCCCCACAGGCUCCUUCUAGGAUAGACUCCAGCCCCACCCACCCCAAAACAGUUCUCCUGAUGCUGUUCCUAUCCAGAUUUACCACUUGAAAGAGUUCAAUUUGAAAUGCAAACACAAACACCAAGCAAAGAGAUACUGUCAGCUGGAAUGCUGCCUCAACUGGCAUUUCUCUAGGCACAGAGGUGACAGGAGAGCUGUUUGUCCCACUGCUCAGAUCUGGGGAAACACUGUGGAACAAGCCUUCUCCUGUCACCCUGCCACUUGGUCACUCUGGUACAGGUCAUCUUUUUUCCUCCUACCCUGCCCUAAAUUGCUCAGUUCCAAAAUGUUCUCACUAAAAUCUGAUGAAAGGCAACUCUACUGUCUCAGCUUUGACUUCUCUGUUUAUUUGGGGAUUAAGAUCGAAGAAAAGUCAAAGGGAGACAUCAGAAUCUUUUUUUUUCUUCCAAUUUGAUGCACUGAGGCAUUUCCUUGAACAGCUAGUGAUAUAAGGGAAACACAGUUAUGCUGAGUGUCAGAUUUCAGAAAACCAGAAUUUGCAACACAACUUUUGAGCGUCUGCUUCCUUCUCUUCAGUGAGAAUUAUCAGAGAAUCUACCCUUCUUAAAAACUUGUUGAGAGUUGGAUCGUUCCAAUAAAAGUAACAACAUUUUUGAUCUGGUUACUUAAAUUUUGACUAAAAUUCUUAACAGCCAAGUAGAACAAAACAACAACAAAAAAUCAGUGUUGGGGCCUUUGUAUAUGAGAAAUACAUAAGGUAGAGAAAGAGGGAGAACAAAACAGAGAACACCCCUUCACCCCUGGUGGAACUUUUCCCGGCAUCCUCCAUCCAUGCUGCUGUGUGGUACUGGGACUCAAGCUCAGGUGCCUGCGUGGUAAGCCAUGCAUGCGCUCUCCUGAGUGAGCUUCUCCCAGCCCUCUGCCCCAGCAAUAGAUCUUAAUGCAGUCACACCAACUCUUACUGUUUCUCACUACUCUGAGUCAAACUCAUUUUUCCAUAAGGAAAACGCACACUGUGGUGUUAAUCUCAUGAGGUGUUUGCUGUCCCAGAUGCUUGUUUGCCUCUCCCCACUGGCCUCCACACACCUCUCCUUCUCUGUCCCUUCAGCUGGAAGUUAUGAAAGUACUUUAGCAAAUGUAAGGCUCAUUUAAUUGAUUUUAAAUACUUGCUGUUUGGAUAUAGGCACUGAAAAUGAAGGUCCAGGAACUCUGAAGCCAGGGCACCUUCACUGAGGAGAUAGAAAGAGAGAGAAAGAGAGGGAGAGAGAGAGAGAGAGAAUGAAUGAGAAUGUGUGUGUGUGUAUGUGUGAUCUUACAAGUGUAGGAAGUUAGUACCCCACUGCUGCUGUUGACGGAAUUCAGGGGUGCAUUCUAAGUGGUUGAAUUUUAUUGACUGACUUCUUGGCUCAAAAACCUCGCAAGACCAGGCCUUACCUUCAUCGAUAAAUACCAUUUGUUUGUUAAUAUUUCACAAACAGGAUUUUUUUUUUUUUUUUUUUUUUUUUUUUUACUCUGUGAGUCUGAGCGUCUCUUGAUUCCUCCUCUGUUGUAGAAACGUGUGUCCUGGCUAGGGUAUUUAUGAGUUACUUUAUGGCUCCUUCAACUCUUUACCCCCAGUUCCUCGCGUGCCCUCAGUCGGAAGAACCUUGAACAUUCACAUCACUGAUGUCCUCGCUGUGCUCACAAAGGGCUAGCCUUGAAUGUCACUCGCCCUUCUUUCAGCCCCCCGACUCAGAAAUACAAUCACUUGGCCUCAGUCAACACUGCUGCCCGCCACUCGGGAGACUCACAUGCCGUCACCACCUCACAGGGAGGGAGGCCGCACCCACUGCUGCCCCUCCACACCUGACAGCUGCAGCUGCCUCACCUUGCCGCCACCUCCCUGAAGGCCUCCUGUUGAGAUGAAACAGCAAACUGCUGUCCAGGGCCCUGAAACACUCACCCUGCCCCUCCAGCGGGAUGGGCUUGUCAGGCUCCUGCUUUCCUUCAAGCUGCUGCCUUUCCUCUUCAGACCACGGUGCACCUCGCGGACUGAGGGCAGGCGCGCAGCACCCCUCAAGUGCACUGUGUGUGCCUGGCUGGUCCCGACGCCCGCAGGCAGCCACACGGCUACCCCCGAGGCUCAGCACUGGCUUCUCAGUACCCUGUGCAGGUAAUGCAAUGGAACCUUAGUCUCUCACACCCUUUUCUUUCCCUGCGCCCUUUAUUUAUCAAGCAUAAUAUUAUACAUUAAAGGACAGCAAAUAAGAACUUUGUAGAAUCCCACCAGGACUUUGCUAACCACGAUUGGAAAUGAAAAUGGAAACAAGACACCCCCUGAGAAGUGUCAGCCACAGAGUUGUUGACGACAUGUUCACAUGCAUGGUCCCCGCAUCCCCAGGUUGGGUUUCCGUGUUUCUGGGUUUUGUUUUUUUUUUUUUUGGGGGGGGGCUUUUUCAUGUUACAUCCAUAUCUGUAUUUAUAUCUUAUUUGUCUCACUUUUCAAGUGUAUCAUGGCAAAUGUACAGAUUUUUUGUUGUUGUUAAUAAUGUGCUAGGAUUUGCUAAAAAAGAAAAUGACAAAAAAAAAAAGAACCUUUUGAGUUUGCCCUAGAAUAAAUGAAAAUUAAUUCAA